Molecule: messenger RNA, 1563 nt
Organism: Diaporthe amygdali
Lineage: Eukaryota; Fungi; Ascomycota; Sordariomycetes; Diaporthales; Diaporthaceae
Exons: 10
Coding region: 1-1563 (520 amino acids)
Source: RefSeq, a predicted model, not a curated record
AUGCUCGCAGAACUCAACUCACCGUUCAAUUUCUCACGCAACAUCAUCCGACCUGGCAGGCCUCUUAGUCACUUUCGAGCGUUUGCAACCGCUCAGUGGCGGAUGACUGCCUUCCUGAACGUCUUACAAUGCAAGCAGCUUCUUGGGUUCUACACCAUUCAACAGCUGAUGAUGGCCCUUCUUCUUGAUCGGAAGAAACUCCUGUCUCUGACAGCAGAUGACAUUGGAAAAAUGCUCAGAAAUCGUACUCUGAGUGUGGUUGAUGUCGUCAAGGCGAUAAGCCAGAGAAUCCAAGAGGACAACAACUGUGGCCUGAACCUCGCUGCCAUCAUCUCUGUGGCACCCGAAGAAAAGCUGCUGGAAUUGGCAGAACAGUUGGAUAGAGAGAUGGCGGAUAACAAGCCUCGAGGGCCCUUACAUGGGAUCCCAGUGGUAAUCAAGGAUUGCUUUGUUACUCAUGCAGAUCUGGGGAUGACCACCAGCGCAGGAAGCAAUGCGUUCUUGCAAAACCGACCCAUGAAAAACGCCCCUGUUGUGGACAAGCUCCUCGCCGGUGGCGCCAUCGUCAUCGGCAAAAGCAACCUAACCGAACUCUGCUGCUUCAAGGGCUACGGACUCGUCGAUGGGUUUUCCUCAGUUGGGGGCCAGACCAAGUCACCGUACGUCUACGGCGACCCUGUGCUAGACGAGGGAGAUCUUUCACCAUGGAGCCCUGGCGGUUCGUCCACUGGGAGUGCGGUAAGCGUCUCUGCGGGUUUCGCCUUCAUCGGUAUCGGCACCGAGACCGAUGGCUCCAUCGUGACACCCUCGUCACGACAGGCUCUUUACUGUUUGAAGCCUUGCCGCGGCCUUAUCGACUGCAGCGGCGCAUUUCGGGUGUCCAGGACACUUGACACUCCAGGAGCUAUGGCUCGCUCUGCUCGAGAUGUGGCAAUGGCUACGACUACCAUGUUGGACGACAGCACGAGGAUCUCACUUCCCGGUGGCUCCUAUGAAUCCUUCUUCAGUGACUCAUUUGAAGGCUUAAAAGUUGGAUUCGUGAAUCCUACUUUGUGGAGAUUGCCGCCUGACUUCUGGGUGCCGAGUGAGGAAGCAAAGCAUCAGCAUGACGCUUCAUACCACGCAGUCAUUCAGACUAUGAAGACUCUGGGUGCCCAAGUAGUCUAUCCCGUCGAGCUCCCCGAGGUCGAGAUGCUGAAAAUUGGCAGCGAGUUUGCUCAAGACAUCGUGCCCUUUUACGAAUGCGCCACAGCAACUGAGGACUUCUUGAAAGAGUACUUCGAGGAGGACUCUAGCAUCCGCAGUCUCGGGGAUAUCGUUCAAUAUAACAAGGACCAUCCGAAAGAGUGUCUCCCAAAGAACGCGCCCGAUCAAGCAUGUCUUAUCAAAGCCGUUGAGAACCCGCCAUCAGAAGACAAAUGCAAGACGGCCUUCGCACAUAUGCACAAAGUGGCCAAGGUUGAGGGGCUCGAUCAGGCUUUCAGCCAGCAUAAUCUAGAUGUUGUGUUCGUCCCCAUGGAUUCUUCCGCUUGCACUCUGAGCACAGCAUCAGGUAAGCCAUGA